Fibroporia radiculosa is the source of this 1074-nucleotide messenger RNA. RefSeq lists its product as uncharacterized. The transcript has 5 exons. Bases 1 to 1074 code for a protein of 357 amino acids. Gene Ontology annotation, cellular component: cytosol. NCBI's taxonomy places the organism in Eukaryota, Fungi, Basidiomycota, Agaricomycetes, Polyporales, Fibroporiaceae. Gene Ontology annotation, molecular function: protein binding. The record is from RefSeq and is a predicted model, not a curated record.
AUGCUCAUAUCUCAUCCAAGAGGACCACGACUAUGCAUUUCUAUACUCGAUCGCUUAAACUCCUUGGUAGACGCAGAGGAUUCUACAGAAGAAUACCAAGCGUUUAGUAUCGGGUAUCAAAUCUUCGCACGAAUUGUCGAACAAGGGCUAGUGUCCCAGAUGUACGCUGCCAUAGCCAUAGAUGACGAAGUUAUAACUCCACAGCAGACCACUAUGCUCAAACUCCUUGAUUCGUAUUUACAACAUAUUCCUCAUGAUAUAGCCCUAUCGAAUCUCGAAACGAAUCAAGGUGUCGGCAACUCCGCCAUCGCAAUGCUGACAUACGCAUUCUUCUCGCUAUCGACAUUCGCUAGAGAGGCCAUGCAACGAGCGUUGGGAACUACUAUACCCAAGGGCGAGAGGCAUUCGGACGAGGCUGGUUUUAAUUCCGAAUCCGACUCGAGUCAAGAGCCGCAAUCGCUGCAAGAAUUGGAUUUACUUCUCCCUAAAGUCUGCGAAGCUUUGGUGCUAGUGACUCAAUGCGUGAUUUCCCUAACACUCAGUGCUGAGGGAGCCGGCGCGAUAUCAAACUCUCCGUCUAUUACGCCCUUGAAGAUGACGCUGAAAGCAUUCCUGACUGGUGUUACAUCAACAGGAGGGGAAGGGCUCGUGGAAAGUUUGAUCGAAACCUUGCACCUCCUUGACAUCUUCGUGCCAAGGAUCACAUUUGGAAGGGUUGUCCAGCGGACCAAUCUAGGAAACAUUCAGAACGGAGAGAAAGCGGGAGAAACUACAGCAUCCAACGGUGUAUCUUCAUCUGUAGGCUUCUCCUAUGUCAAACGCGACUUAGUGCGCCUGCUGGGAAUCCUCUCUUCCAAUAACCGAGGCGUACAGGAUCGCGUGCGAGCUUGCGGCGGGAUACCCGUGGUUAUGAAUCUCUGCGUCGUCGACGACCAAAAUCCCUAUAUGAAAGAACACGCAAUUCUUGCGCUACGCAACUUGUUGCAUGAGAAUAAAGAGAAUCAAGCUGUGGUGCAUGAGAUACAGCCCGUAGGGCGAUGGGACGAGUAUCACAAUCUGCAGAGUAUUCCGUGA